ACUAGUGUUUUUGGUGUCUUGUAUCAAAUAAAAUGAACUUGAGAUUUCAAUGACAUUGUUUGGUAUUGUUUGGUUUUGCUACUUUGGAAUCUGAUUUUCAUAAUUUUGCUUAUGUUUGGUGUAAUAUGGAAUGAAAUGGACUAUAAUUGCUAUAAUUGCUUUAAUUUUGCUCUGUUAUGUUAUUUGUUUAUUUUUCACUUUUGUUCCACAAGUUUGGUCAUAAAAGAGAGAUCUUCAUUUUACAAUUUCGACUAGUGUUUUUGGUGUCUUGUAUCAAAUAAAAUGAACUUGAGAUUUCAAUGACAUUGUUUGGUAUUGUUUGGUUUUGCUACUUUGGAAUCUGAUUUUCAUAAUUUUGCUUAUGUUUGGUGUAAUAUGGAAUGAAAUGGACUAUAAUUGCUAUAAUUGCUUUAAUUUUGCUCUGUUAUGUUAUUUGUUUAUUUUUCACUUUUGUUCCACAAGUUUGGUCAUAAAAGAGAGAUCUUCAUUUUACAAUUUCGACUAGUGUUUUUGGUGUCUUGUAUCAAAUAAAAUGAACUUGAGAUUUCAAUGACAUUGUUUGGUAUUGUUUGGUUUUGCUACUUUGGAAUCUGAUUUUCAUAAUUUUGCUUAUGUUUGGUGUAAUAUGGAAUGAAAUGGACUAUAAUUGCUAUAAUUGCUUUAAUUUUGCUCUGUUAUGUUAUUUGUUUAUUUUUCACUUUUGUUCCACAAGUUUGGUCAUAAAAGAGAGAUCUUCAUUUUACAAUUUCGACUAGUGUUUUUGGUGUCUUGUAUCAAAUAAAAUGAACUUGAGAUUUCAAUGACAUUGUUUGGUAUUGUUUGGUUUUGCUACUUUGGAAUCUGAUUUUCAUAAUUUUGCUUAUGUUUGGUGUAAUAUGGAAUGAAAUGGACUAUAAUUGCUAUAAUUGCUUUAAUUUUGCUCUGUUAUGUUAUUUGUUUAUUUUUCACUUUUGUUCCACAAGUUUGGUCAUAAAAGAGAGAUCUUCAUUUUACAAUUUCGACUAGUGUUUUUGGUGUCUUGUAUCAAAUAAAAUGAACUUGAGAUUUCAAUGACAUUGUUUGGUAUUGUUUGGUUUUGCUACUUUGGAAUCUGAUUUUCAUAAUUUUGCUUAUGUUUGGUGUAAUAUGGAAUGAAAUGGACUAUAAUUGCUAUAAUUGCUUUAAUUUUGCUUAUGUUUGGUGUUUCAUAAUUUUGUGUUUUAGGCAUAUAUAAGGAAACUUUGUUCAUAAGGUUUGAUAGAACUAGAGUUUGUCAUAGUUUUAUGUAUAUCAUUUCACACCUAGAUUCAAUUAGCAAAGAUUCUGAAGAAGCAAAAAAAUAGCAAGGGGAGUUUAAUGUGUAUUUUGCUGGGAAAUAAUUUGAGAGAAGUGAGUGGAUCUAUAAGUGACACCGAAAAAACUUGAAUGGUGUAGACUGUAUUGUUUUAGACUAGCACAAUACAUUGAUCUAUAAGUGAGUGGAUGUAUACAUAUUACCCCUACUCUCUUUGUUGUGUCGUGCUUAGUAUCUAAUCUUUUAUUAAAUGUCUUGUUUCUCAAAUAAUAUUGUCAUUUUCUACAAGUGCAUAUCUUGAGUUUUAGAUCACUUUUUUGUUUUAUUAUUAAAUUAUUCUAGCUUAAGAAAGUUUGAAAUCAUUCAUGCCUUGAUGAUUUAUUUUGGCUUCUACAAGGGAUAAAAGAUGGAAAUGCUGAAACACUCUAUCCUAGAUCAUCCUUUGCCAUCAAUUGUACUGGUGAUGUCUGCAAAGGAGAUGUUGUUUUGUUUACACAGAAAGUAUACAAGAAGUUUAUAUCCAAACAGGUUUGGAAAGAGAACUAUUGUUGGGAGAGUUGUUAAGGAAAGCUAUGGUGCUGCCAAACAACAACAUACAUUUACACAUGAGGUGACAUUGGAUGAAAUUUCAACAUUAUGCUGUUUGAAAGAUGGAUACCCUUGUUAUGGUUAUAAUAUUGUUAUCUUCACUCUAUUUAUCCUUGUUUCUAUGAUCGACAUACUUGGGGAUCCAAAUAUUCAGGUUUUAUUUCAAAUGCACUUAGUACUCUGCUGACGAAAAGGUAAGGUCAUUUAUGCUAGUUCAUUAUUUCAACCUUUUGGGUGUAAAUGCAUUUUGUGUAGGCCUCGAACAAUGAA
Messenger RNA from Camellia sinensis, 2131 nucleotides. The record is from RefSeq and is a predicted model, not a curated record. NCBI's taxonomy places the organism in Eukaryota, Viridiplantae, Streptophyta, Magnoliopsida, Ericales, Theaceae.